AUGGGGGAUUCGGUACCGGAGAUCCGGCCUCUGGAACGCUACGACCCGAACCGGGCCAAAAUCAGCGCCAGUCUGCACUGGAUCCUCAGCCGGGCGUUCGGAUCUAAAGGGAGCAUCCCGGCGGACCUGAGCGCGUCCGUACCAGCCCAUCAGGAUGGCGACGGAGUGGGCGUCGCCCUGGAGAGCCAGCUCCUGUCCUGCGACCUGUACUGCCGCGCCUGCUCGUCUGUCCUGCCGGGCCACGCCCAGUCGCCCGCGGACCACGCCGGCCUGCUGCAGCUCCUCCGGCGCCGCGACCUGGAACCGACUCACAGCCGAACCCACAAACCGGUGUCACACGCCCAGCUCGCCGGCAAACCCAUCGACGUGGAGGCUCAUCUGGGCCUGAUAGACUCGCUGAUGUCAUUGGCUGCCAUGGAGACUGUGGGGCGGGUCAAGAUGGCCAAGGAGGCGGAGCAGUGCGGGGGCGGAGCCGCCUGGGAAAACAGCCUCCUCUUCUGGACCAAUAAGUUGAUUCAGAAGCUGAGAGACAGCACGGAGAGCACCGGGGUUCAGAAGAUACCACCGACCUGUACAGAUCUACAACCAGUACACGAAACUUGCCCGUCACGCUGGUACUGGAAACUGGUCCCACAUGCCAUCGCUUUUUGUUUGAAGGAGUCGGGGAAAAAGCCUCCUGUGAUCCGCUACAGGAAGGACAAGGUGCCGUCCAAACAGACGCCGACGUUUUCGGUCGUGUCCGGGGUCAAAGAUCUGUCCAACGGGUGCGCCGUGGCCGCCGCCAUACACUUCUACUGCCCCCAGAUUGUACCGCUGGAGGACGUGUGUUUGAAGGACAUCAUGUCGGUGGCCGACAGUCUGUAUAACUUACAGCUGAUCAGAGACUUCUGUGACGACCAUCUGAAAGGCUGCUGCCCCCUAGUGCUGGAGGACCUCCUGUAUGCCCCGCCAGUAUUACGGGUGAACAUCAUGUGCUUCGUGUCUGAGCUUCUGGCCGUGUUUGAGGUACAGAAGCCGGAUUUCGUCAAUCCGGUUCACACCUUGGACCUUACAGAUGCAUCUGGUCUGGAGGAGUGUACCAGCCCUAUCAACGGCAACAGUGGAUCUCCAUUCCUCCUGAAGCAGCCCUUGUUAUCCCUCACAUCCCCUCCACCUUCAGGUGGAGGAACAGAUGCCCAGGCCUGGGGUAAAAAGCAGAUCAGUCGUCCUCUUUCUGCAAUGGCCUUUAGUAUUCCUUUCCCUCUCGACAGCGAUGUGGACGUCGUCAUGGGCAACCCUCUGUUCCGCUCGGCUAGUUCAGACAGCCUCACUAUGGUGGCAAACCCAGCCUUGUACACACCCCCCGAGGACCUGAGCAAGCUGAUAGGCCAUGCCCCGUUGGGAGAGUUGCCUGCCAUCGAGGAGGCUCUCCAGGUAAUCCACACCGAACCCAGGCAGCGGCCGGAGGGAGCACCAGCUGGCUUUUUCCUGCAUUCUUCUGACGAGGACAAAUUCAGACUGAGCAGCUCCGCACCAUGCCGUUCAGGGAUGAUGUACCGACCCGAUGCAUCCAACCCAGGAACCCCUAACCGUGGACUCAAAGGCAAUAUGACAAGUUUCGCAGAGCGCAAGAAGAAGCUUCCAGAGUCUCCAGGGAAUUCCAGGGUCCAGGUAGCGGAACAGCUUUCAAGUCCAGGAGUGAUAAGCCCUGCCGGAGCAGCAGAGGCUCAGGAUCUGGGGGCACUCCUGGAGGAGAAACGUAAAUCCAUAGAAGCGCAGAAGAAACGCAUCGAAGCGAUCUUUACCAAGCAUCGUCAGCGAGUUGGUAAAACUGCCUUCCUUCAGCUGCAACGAGAACAAGGAGAGGGAGGAUGUGGGACCAAGGAAGAGACGGAUUUUUUGAGUCUGGAUGAAAGGCUGACUCGCAUGGAGGAGGAGCUUCAGAAGAAAGAGGAGCGAGAAGAAGAAGGAGAAAAGAAAAAGGAGGACGAGAAACAGGGGGAGGCAGGUAAUGAAGAAGUCAAAGCCCCACCCAAACUUGAGAAGCAGGUGACGUUCUCAGUGGAGCCAAAAAAGGUGCAGGAGAAAGAACGACCGUUGCUGGAAUACAAUGAGGUGGUGUCCAAGUUAAGCUCGACGUUGGAGGCACUUCAGAGGGACAUGCAACGUCUUACCGAACAGCAGCAGAAACUGAUGGGAAAGAAACCCUCCGCACCUACUAAGGCAACCCCCGGUUCUCCAAGCAAGGCGUGGAUGGUACCAGCCAGUCCAAAACUUUCAUCGACUCCCCCUCGUCUGUCACGUGAAUCCACCCGGGACCUUUCACCCUCAGGGUCACCAUUACACUCAAGUGACCUUAAAUCCCCCAAAACAAAAAGGUCCACCACUCCUCGCAAGCUGUCUGAACUUCCGAAGAGCCCCAAACGGCAGCACCUCAGCCGUCCUUCUGACCUCGGUUUCCAGCCUCUUAGUCGUGUCCUCUCACCCCUCCAAAGCGUCGACACCCUUCCACAUCUCCGGCGUGGUUCUCCCAGUCAGUGUCAGGUACAGACCAGCUCCUCCUUUCGUAUCGGGGGACCCCGAACACCACAGGAGCCAGAGACCCAAACACAGGAAAGUGCAGAGUCAGAGUCUGGCUCUCUGUCCAGUGAUGAACACACCACCCUGUUCAACCUGGAGCUGGAGCCUACCGACCCUCCACCGUCAGCCGUUGCCGAGUGUGCCGCGAGUGUCCUCGGUGGCAGCAGUUCCGGUGCACCCUCCGAGUGCUCGUUCUUUAGUGACGUGCUUAUGAGUGCCUCCCAGAGGCAGGACGAGGGUGAGAUGGACCAGGAACAGCUUGAUGUCUUCUCCUCUGACUCCAUGAGUGACCACAUGGAGGCGGAGAGCAAAGCCGGGGUCAGCUUCUACCUAAAGGAGGAGGAGGGUCUGUCCGAAGAGGAAAUGGCUCUGAAAAGAGCUUUGCUUCUGGAGCGACAGCAGAGACGAGCAGAGGAGAUCAAGAGGCGGAGAGACGAACCGGAACCAGACACUAGUCGCCCAUCCUCCACGGACACCCUCCGUGCCUGCGAGACUCCACCGCUUUCUCAGUCUCUGCCCACCACCCAUGUGUCCCCCACGCCACCCGAGGUCGUACCUGCAACAAACCCUCCAUCCACGCCACCUCUGGCCACGCCCCCUGGUACGCCUCAGAGAUGGGGGGCAUUUACCAGGGCUGAGUAUGAGAUGAGGCACCAGCUGAAGAUCAUGGCCGACCUGGAUAAAGUGCUGAAACAGAAGUCGGCGCAGCGCGGCAACAAGAAACAUACCCAGUCGCCACGCAAGGAGAAAACAGGGGCCAAACAGUCCAAGCCCACUCAGAAGAACGGCCCCCUGCCCAACGACAAACCAAGCAGUUCGUGCAACUCCCCCUCGAAGCUGAUGUCACCGGCCAAACUGUCCAAUCAGAAUGGAGAGAAGGACUGUGACAACGGAUCCAACGCUUCCUCCCCGGCAUCCAUCCCGGAAUACACCGGACCCAAACUGUUCAAGGAGCCGAGUUUUAAAUCCAACAAGUUCAUCAUCCACAAUGCUCUCUCCCGCUGUUGCCUUGCCGGAAAGGUCAACGAGAGUCAGAAGAACAAGAUCAUUGAGGAAAUGGAGAAGAGCUCGGCCAACCACUUCCUCAUCCUCAUGCGCGACUCCAACUGUCAGUUCCGGGCCAUCUACACCCUGGACGGGCAGUCGGACGAGAUGCAGCGGCUGUGCGGCGUCGGCCCGCGGACCGUGCCCCGUUCGGCCGUGGAGGCCAUCUACAAGUACAGCUCGGACCGGAAGCAGUUCAGCACCCUCCCGUCCCGCACCGUCAGCAUGAGCGUGGACGCCUUCACCAUCCCGGCACAGCUGUGGCAGACCAAGAAACAGAGCACACCCAAAAAAACGGCCACGCCCAAGUAGAUGGCUGCGAUCUGACGAGGACUUCACCGCUGGCUGUAGGGAUCCGAUCCAAGAGCUCAAAUCCAGAUUUGUUGUAAGGUGUUCAGACAGGACAUACGCUCUGAGAUCUUCAACCACUUCCAACUUGGAUCGCUUUGUACUUUAGCACGAAUUUACACCGCUUUUGUUAAAAUUAUAAUAAUAAAAUGAUUUAGCUAACGCUUUACCCAACAAAACCAUGUAGAGUACAAUCAUCGCCAUUCUCUCGACGAGACACCCCCGGCUACCUUCUUACCCAUCUAGCUACGGUAGGUCUGAACCUAGAGAUGUAAAAUAACCACACCCGAGCAUUUGAAUCAUGUCCUGUUUAUUUUUGAAGCAUGAUAAUGCGCCGCUGCUUACGUCCCGGACUGGAGCUGAGUGUACAACGUUCAAAUUCAUUACAAAUAAAUCAGAACAAUCAAAAGAGGAA
Trichomycterus rosablanca is the source of this 4366-nucleotide messenger RNA. RefSeq names its product calmodulin-regulated spectrin-associated protein 3. The coding region runs from base 1 to 3915 and encodes 1304 amino acids. The record is from RefSeq and is a predicted model, not a curated record. Gene Ontology annotation, biological process: cytoplasmic microtubule organization; negative regulation of microtubule depolymerization; neuron projection development. Lineage: Eukaryota; Metazoa; Chordata; Actinopteri; Siluriformes; Trichomycteridae. Gene Ontology annotation, cellular component: microtubule minus-end. Gene Ontology annotation, molecular function: calmodulin binding; spectrin binding; microtubule minus-end binding. The transcript is spliced from 20 exons.